Messenger RNA from Paramacrobiotus metropolitanus, 2093 nucleotides. RefSeq lists its product as uncharacterized. Bases 87 to 2021 code for a protein of 644 amino acids. The record is from RefSeq and is a predicted model, not a curated record. Gene Ontology annotation, molecular function: protein serine/threonine kinase activity; protein binding; ATP binding. Gene Ontology annotation, cellular component: cytoplasm. Lineage: Eukaryota; Metazoa; Tardigrada; Eutardigrada; Parachela; Macrobiotidae. The transcript has 4 exons. Gene Ontology annotation, biological process: protein phosphorylation.
AACGUUAAAAAUUUACGAGAGAUGUAGUCAAACUAAACGUAUGAGCACCCUUUUCAGUCGGGAUAUAAACUGAUUAUGUAAUCGAGAUGGGGAACAAGGUUUCCAGCGCGGAUAGCAAACCCGAAGAGUAUGGCCGAAAUAUGCAAUACCGCUACCGUCAUGCUGAUUUAAUUGGCAGGGGAUCGUUCGGCGUUGUUUACAAAGCCAAAAUUACAAAGCGUGGCAAUUAUAUGGGCGAGGAUACUGUUGCUGUCAAAGUGGUACAUAUCGGCUAUGUCGAAACUGCUCCUGACCAUGACAACUGGGUGGAAGCCGCACAACGACUGCGCAAGCUUACUGAACUGGUUCAUGAGAAUCUCGUGGUUUAUCACAAGGUAUCUAUCACUAAAGCUUCCGGCGGAACCACCAUUGAGCUUGCAAUGAAAUACCACCAAGGUGAUCUUGCUUCUUUUCUGAAAGAAACUGAGAAAACCGAAAACCGUCUGCAUGAUGGUACCAAGCUUAUACAGUUCGCAACCAACAUCGUUCGAGGAUUGGAAUACCUGCAUCAAAAUGGCAUAAUUCAUGGCGACUUAAAACCAGAAAAUAUUCUAGUGCACAUAUCAGAUGAUGGUCAUGAAACGCUUCUGAUUGGUGAUUUGGACGACUUAGUACAAAUGCGCGAAAUCUCAACGUGUUCGGCAGACAUUUCGCAGUUGCGCGGUACGACGCGCUACAUGUCGCCAGAAAUGCUCAAGAAAUUUUCUCAAGAAGGAACAGAGGCACCGGGCAGAAAAACGGAUAUUUGGAGUUUAGGUUGCAUCAUGCUGGAAAUAGAUGAAAGUUUUAAUCGGUUACCUAAAAAUCGACUUACUAAAGAUGGGGAAGUUGUAGAUGGUGCAGGCAACCAAAAGAAUCUCCGAUACGCCAGGCUGAUUAUCGACGGUUUCGUGCCCUUUAUCAGCGAUGAAAUUGAAGAAAAUACAGCAGGUCUCAUCCGUAAUUGCUUGGACCCAGUUAGUGCCAACAGAAUAUCGGCCAAAAAGCUGCUGCAUGAGCUGGAAAAAAAAGAGGUCAUCGUGUUUCUUCUUUACUGUGGCAAUGACGUUCGACAAUCUAUGGUAUUCGAUCCCGCAGUUAGCUCCUUCUGUGCUGAAGACGCACUAAGCAAACCGACCCCCUCAGGUCUGAUGUCGCGUUACUGGCUACAGUUAGCAGCGACGGACACGGAAAUAGUUUUAACUGAAGGAAUAGAUCGCUUUGAAAAUAUUUACGGGAAAUUCACUUUCUGGAAUGUGGGAAAUGGAACGUGUCGUGAGCUGACGCCUUCUGUGGACAUAUUUUUUCACAUGCACCCGAUCGUGGUGAACCAAAAACUUUAUAUCUGGGACUACUUUGAUUCCUUUCAAGAGAUCGAUAUUUUUACUGGCAAUGUUGUACGUCUAAAGGACCCUCCUGCAAUAGCUAGCGAUGGUAACCUCGGAUACAUUCAGACGGUCACAAAAUAUAACGAACAAAUAUUUUAUGCGGCAUUUCCCGGAAUGAACCGGUAUGGUAGCAUAACCAUGCAUCAGUAUAAUACGGUUGCCGAUGAAUGGAUAUCUUUACCAGAUUUGCCGAAAAGGCGUGAUAAAUUUGCAAUGGUCGUUGUGAAACGAUGCCUUUAUAUCGUGGGUGGGGAAGUCGCUGAGGCGCACGGAAUUACUCCUACAGCGGGCUGCAUUCGACUGAACCUGGACACUUCUGUCUGGGAAGACGUUCAACCUCUUGGACGGCCGAGAUAUGACCACGCGGCUUGCGUUAUUAAAGACCGUAUAUACGUCUGCGGCGGUCGACAUUCUGCGAGAGAGCACGCGCUCGAAAUCGAGUUUUACGACACGAAACGCGACGCAGAGUGGUCUAUGGUUAACUUGUCAGAACAGAGUAUCCGCUUGUUAUCCACCUUGGCGGCACGUUGCAAAAAUCAUUAUGACAAUCUAACUGCGGUGCCGGUUAAUCUGGGUACUGAUAUUAUUCCUCUCAGUCCAGACACUAACAACUGACGUUUUCAUCAAACGUUCCCGCUUUUAAGAAACUUGUAGGUGGGUCACGUAGAAUUCUUCGCCUAUUAAAUU